Molecule: messenger RNA, 483 nt
Organism: Portunus trituberculatus (swimming crab)
Lineage: Eukaryota; Metazoa; Arthropoda; Malacostraca; Decapoda; Portunidae
Product: protein TRACHEARY ELEMENT DIFFERENTIATION-RELATED 7A-like
Exons: 4
Coding region: 1-483 (160 amino acids)
Source: RefSeq, a predicted model, not a curated record
AUGUGGUUGCCACCGCCCACAGUUGUAGUGCGGGCGUGGGGUGAAAUAAUGCCCCUGGACCCCGCCACCCAGAGCACGGCGCCCCAGACACCCCCAGACACCCCCCAGCCUCCCCCGUCAACCACCACCACUGCCUUGGAAUCUUGCCAGGUUUCGUUCCCCAGUGGCUCAGUACCAGCUGUCAUAUAUCGCUCCCCAGCUCCCCACCACCCCAGCCCGCCCGCCCGCCCGCCCGCCCACGCCUCCAGACCGCCCACCCAUCUCACCCACGCCCACACACCGCCCAUGCACCCUCUCUCACUCACUCACACGCACGCACACACGCACACAGCCGCCAUGUUCACUCAGACCACACACACCCAUGAUGAUCCAAGCCCACCCCGCCCACCCCACCCCCCCCUGCACGCCCCACAUACCAGCCCACCACCCCCUCUCCUCAUACCCCUCCCCCAGCCCCACCCCCAGCCCCGCCCAGCCGCCUGA